This is a messenger RNA of Cicer arietinum (chickpea), 2964 nucleotides long. RefSeq names its product probable inactive histone-lysine N-methyltransferase SUVR2. The record is from RefSeq and is a predicted model, not a curated record. Gene Ontology annotation, cellular component: nucleus. Lineage: Eukaryota; Viridiplantae; Streptophyta; Magnoliopsida; Fabales; Fabaceae. Gene Ontology annotation, molecular function: protein binding; histone methyltransferase activity; zinc ion binding.
AGUGAUGCGUUAGGUUGGGUUGAACUGGGACAAUAAAGAUCGCGUGAUGAAGACGCGCUUCCGUUGUAGGUGAGAGUCUGUUACUUAGUGUCCGAAAAAGCCAAUGCAAGCGGAAUCAGUCACAAGGGAAUGAAUGACGACACAGUCAAGAAGACAGGCAAUUUUCUAUAUUCAAAACCCUUGUUCUGUUUCUCAACAAGAUUCUUUACCACAUUGUUGCCCUCUUCGAUUCUCCCAGGUUUUAAUUAUUGCAUUAGUCUCCACCGGUAAUAUCAGUGUCCAAAAUUAACCUCAGUUCCCGUCCUCGGUUUUCGUGUUACUCAAACCUUCAUGCUUGUUGCAGAGAAAACCAUUGGCUGAUAAUAAAUGGCACCGAAUCCAAAAGUUAUAGCGGCUUACCGUGCAAUGUCGAGCCUGGGGAUUCAUGAAUCCAAAGUGAAACCAGUAUUGAAGAAACUGCUUAAAUUGUAUGAUAAAAACUGGGAACUUAUUGAAGAAGAGAAUUAUAGGGCUCUUGCUGAUGCAAUUUUUGAUGAUGAUGAAAAUAAGGAGCUGGAGCUGGAGCUGGAGCAGGAACCAAUAAACAAGAAGGACAGGGAGGUAGAUAAUGAAGCUGCUGUGCACGAAGAGCCAGUGCGACCUUUGAAGAGGCUGCGUUUAAGAGGUCAAGAGGGUCAAUCUUCACGCCUUCUGACUGGCCUUGGCCCCAGUUCAACUGCCUCUCCAUUGAUAACGCCUAGAUCAGAAUCUGGCACAGGACCCGGAAGUAGUUCUAGACUGCAGGAUAACAUUGUUGAUAAGGGAAAGAAACCUGUAUCACCUCAAGUUACUCUAAGAGGGAGAAGUUCUGUAUCUGAGAGAACUCCACCUAGAGUGUUGUUUACAGAAUCGGCAGUUGAACCAGGAGCUUCUCAGUUGUCAAAUAGCAAAACACCUCAUCCUUACCCUUUUAUCACUCCCAAGGAUGAACCUAUUGAUGAAAUACCAGAUUAUGAGGUUCCGAUUUCAAUGAUUCUUCCUGAAACAACUGGAAAGCAUAAUGGCAACAACACCGUGGCAUUACAAUGCAGAAACAAAAAUGUUGACGGUGAAGAUAUUCUUCCUUCCUCUAAUGAAGAAGCGACUUCUAAUGCAGAGCUAGCCUCAUCAUCUAUGGGAGAGGAAGCAUCUGUAAAGAUAACACCAACUGUUGGCCUUUCAGAGGAAUCUGAGGAAAAUGGUACGCUGAUUGCCCGAGGAAAUAAAGAUUCUGCAAUUCUUCCCCAUGUUGCUAAUGGAUCAACCACUGUUAAGUCUACUCUUGCCUUGGUUUCACCUCAAGUUCCCGUACCCUGCCCAAGUGGUUUGGAUGAUGCUGUACUAGUUUCCAAGAAGGAUGGUGUUUUAUUGGAAAGUGAUGGUGGGAAGGAGUUGGGGGAUCAUAUACCUCAAAAUUCAUUCAAUGUAAUGAAUGCUAGGAAGCACCAGCUAACAACUGAUGAUGCAAGGGCUGUUUGCACUUCCAAUGACCUAACAAAGGGAGAAGAAAAAGUGAAAAUUUCAUGGGUGAAUAAUUCUGCCAAUGAUAUCCCACCUUUGUUUCACUACAUACCCCGAAACUUGGUGUUCCGAGAUGCAUAUGUCAAUAUUUCUCUAUCUCGUAUUGGGAGUGAAGAUUGUUGUUCUACUUGUAUUGGAAAUUGUGUCUUAUCAUCUAAACCAUGUUUUUGUGCAAACAAAACUGGAGGGGACUUUGCCUACACUGCACAAGGUGUACUAAAGGAAGAGUUCUUGGAACAGUGUAUUUCCAUCAACCGAGACCCUCAAAAUUAUUCUUAUUGCAAAGAAUGUCCCCUUGAAAUAUCAAAGAGUGAUGGUUGUUUGGAACCAUGUAAAGGACACUUGAAAAGGAAAUUUAUUAAAGAAUGCUGGAGCAAAUGUGGCUGUGGGAGACAUUGUGGCAAUCGGAUUGUCCAGCGUGGAAUAACUUGCAAUUUGCAGGUGUUUUUAACUUCAGACGGAAAAGGGUGGGGUCUUCGUACCUUAGAGGAUCUUCCAAAAGGUGCUUUUGUAUGCGAGUUUGUCGGAGAAAUUUUAACUGUCAAAGAGUUGCAUGAGAGGAACUUGAAAUAUCCCAAAAAUGGGAAAUAUACGUACCCGAUUUUAUUGGAUGCAGAAUGGGACUCAGGAGUUGUAAAGGAUAACCAAGCUCUUUGCUUAUAUGCAGCAUCAUAUGGAAAUGCCGCUAGGUUUAUUAAUCACAGAUGUUUAGAUGCAAACUUGAUCGAGAUCCCAGUUGAAGUUGAGGGUCCAUCUCAUCACUAUUAUCAUUUUGCCUUCUUCACGUCCAGAAAAAUAGCAGCACAGGAAGAGUUGACCUGGGAUUAUGGCAUCAACUUUGAUGACGAUGAUGAGCCAGUUGAACUAUUUCAGUGCAAAUGUGGCAGUAAAUUCUGCAGGAAUAUGAAGCGAUCAAAUAGAACCAUUAGAUAGUCAAUUGCUGGCUGAUAGAUAGGCAUUCUCUGCUAUAGAUAAAUUUUGCUGUCAGAGAUCUAUGCUAUUGAUUAGUAGUGUCAUUAACAAGACUCAACCUCUUUUUAUCGUUUUGUUAGUUCUACAGCCAUCCGAAGGCUAUGGGCAAUACUUUUUAUCCCCCUUGUGUUGCUAUUAAAAGACCUCACAUGUUCUAGAAGGCACAAAAUUAGUGUUGUUCUGAAUGUGUUCAUCCAAACUCAUAUUAGGGUUGAGGAAAGUUUUUUUGAAAACUAUUAGGCAUUCAUGGCCCAAAACGGAAAAUAACCUGGGUACUACUAGCAAGUCUGAAUCUAUGAUGCAUAUUCAUGGCCCAAAACGGAAAAUAACUUGGGUACUACUAGCAAGUCUGAAUCUAUGAUGUUUUACUGCAUCAUACAUGUUAGAAUUUGCUGUGCUGAAUGCAUGAGAGUUGAGACUAAUGGUCAAGAUGAUUUUUCUGUUUUUUUUUUU